Messenger RNA from Haplochromis burtoni (Burton's mouthbrooder), 3883 nucleotides. Its product is annotated as large neutral amino acids transporter small subunit 1. The record is from RefSeq and is a predicted model, not a curated record. Gene Ontology annotation, molecular function: neutral L-amino acid transmembrane transporter activity; L-amino acid transmembrane transporter activity. Lineage: Eukaryota; Metazoa; Chordata; Actinopteri; Cichliformes; Cichlidae. Gene Ontology annotation, biological process: neutral amino acid transport; amino acid transmembrane transport. Gene Ontology annotation, cellular component: membrane.
GCAGCAGCAGCAUCACAAAGGUUCAGCUCCUCCCUGCUGUGUGCUUGAUAUAGGAUGGGAGGGAGAGAGGGAGCGAGAGAGACAGAGAGGAUCAGGCACAGAUGAAUUGUAGUCUGAGUGACGGAAGCAGUGUGGGCACAUGUGAGUGAGAGGACGAAUCAGGAAGUAGAGAGACCUGCGCGCGCGCGCGCGUGUGUGUGUGUCCGGGAGAGAGAGACAGAGUGUAAAUCAACAGAAAGAGGAAGAGGACAUAAAGAAAGGAAGAAAAAGGGCUGCAGGAGGAAGCAGACAAGACAAGGAGUCUCAGACUGAGAGGGAAGAUGGCUGAGCCGGAGCUGAAAUCGAGAGGCAGCCGAGAGAGCGUCGCUAAGGAGAAGAUGGGGGCGACUGGAGCAGAGCCUGAGCAAGAUGGUCUCAUUGUGGAGCAGCCAGCAUCUCCAUCUGACCCCGUGGGUUCUCCGCCUGCUGCCACAGGUUCCACCAACAGCCUGCCAGGCAAGGGGGAGAAGAUUGAACUCAAACGCAGCAUCACCCUCUUCAACGGUGUCGGAAUGAUCAUCGGCACCAUCAUCGGCUCGGGCAUUUUCGUCACUCCCACAGGUGUUGUCAAAGAGACCGGCUCCGCUGGGCUCUCUCUGAUCAUUUGGUCCGCCUGUGGAGUGAUAUCCACCAUGGGUGCUCUGUGCUACGCAGAGCUGGGUACAACUAUUGUCAAGUCAGGAGGAGACUACACUUACAUCCUGGAGGUAUAUGGCGAACUGGCUGCCUUUCUGAAGCUGUGGGUGGAGAUGCUCAUCAUCCGGCCGUCGUCGCAGUAUGUGGUGUCACUGGUGUUUGCGACCUACCUUCUGAAACCUCUCUACCCCAACUGCGUCGUGCCCGACAGCGCAGCCAAGCUCAUUGCCUGCCUGUGUCUUACCUCCCUGACAUUUGUAAACUGUAUCAGUGUGAAGGCAGCAACCAAGGUCCAGGACUUGUUCACCGCUUCCAAAUUGAUAGCCUUGAUCAUCAUCAUCCUCUUUGGCUUCAUUCAGAUUUCCACAGGUGAGAACUUGCCCCUGUCCAUCAUCAUAUCCAUGCCUAUAGUCACGGUGGUAUAUGUUCUAACCAACCUGGCCUACUUCACCACCAUCUCUCCUCAAGUCAUGAUUGAGUCAGAGGCUGUUGCUGUGAGUUUUGGGGAGUACCAUCUUGGUGUGAUGUCCUGGCUCAUUCCUGUCUUUGUGGGACUGUCCUGCUUUGGUGCAGUCAAUGGAUCACUCUUUACCUCAGCGCGUUUGUUCUAUGCUGGAGCUCGAGAGGGUCAACUCCCUGCUGCUCUGGGGUUGGUCCACACAGACCUGUUCACACCAGUGCCAUCCCUCAUAUUCACAUGUUUCCUAUCGAUGAUGUAUGCCAUCUCCCAGGACAUCUUCUCUGUCAUCAAUCUCUUCAGCUUCUUCACCUGGAUGUGUGUUGGGAUGGCCAUCGCUGGCAUGAUCUGGCUGCGCUUUACCAAACCCGACCUCAGAAGGCCCAUUAAGAUUUUUCUCUUCAUCCCCGUUACUUUUGUGUUGAGCUGCGUCUUCAUGAUCGUCGUGUCCUUUUGGGCAGCUCCCUUCGAGUGUCUGCUAGGCAGCGGCAUUAUUCUCACAGGCGUCCCAGCGUACCUACUGGGCUACAAGUGGAAAAAACCCCAUGUGGUCAAGAAGAUGCUGGAAAUCUUCACCAUGUUCUGUCAGAAGAUCUUCAUGUCUGUUCCUGAAGAGAAGGAGCAACACGGGGCGGCUGAAUAAUGCUGGACAAACCGAGCAAGAUGAAAGACUGGGUCAAUAUUUUUGUCUGGACAUUCCUGUAAUGUUUACAUUCAUCCACAUGUGAUCGGACUUUUUUUGUUUUAACUUUAUCUGACCAGGCAGGUAACUGUGAACAUAUUCAAUAUUCGCAAGAGUGGCCUGACAAAUGGAGGAUUUGUUUUAUGAAUAUUUUAUGAAUACUGCAACUUUUCUGCAAAGAAGACCACCGGGCAUUUUACACUCCUUAUUAUGAAUUGAUUUUAAUAUUUCAGCAUAUCUCCUUAAAUGGUCAAACAUGCUCUGAUGUUCCAUGUUAGUUAAUGGAAAGCCAUCUGUAAGUGUAUGACUGCUGCAGGCAUAUAAUUACUUGUGUACUGCAAGUACACAAUCAGGAGCUGCAGUGGCCCGUGACAUACAGGUAUAUUUUUCUCCUGAAGUGUACAAAUGAAUAGCUUAGGCGGGAAAAUAUAUGUCUAAUACCACUAACAACCAAACUAGACAUAGUAUAUUAUAGUUUAGGGUUUAUAUUUAUAGUUUAUAUUGUGUUAAAAUAAAGGAUUUUGCUAUAGCUGCUAUAAUCACGUCACUUAGAGUUUAUAACUAAGGUCAGAUUUGGAAGAGGCAGAGGUUGUCUAACAAAGCACUUACUUCAUUUUCUCAUAUGGUACUAAUGUUUGUGUUAAAUAGUAAUUCAUUCUCACAUUUUACUUGAUAUUGUUUUUUAUUUAUUGGUAAGAUGAACUUGUAGCGCUGUCGUAAAGCACAAGCUAAAGGGAGAUGAAAGAGUGUCUGUGAUGUCUGCUUGAGCUGCACUGUGAAUCAGGUCUGUUUCUUGUAUCAUUUCAUUCUGAUAUUAAACCUCAUCGGCGCCACGUGUGACGAUACUCGAUGAAAACGAUACCAGCAUCUCCGUUUGUGCGCCAUUGUUGUGAGACGGCGUAGAUAUGCUCAGAUAUCUUGGUGGUGUUCGUAGUUAGCCUUAGUGUUUGUACUGAACGUAUUUGAUGUCUGUGCCAGCCGUGCCAGUGCUGAUAUUCUAUUUCUUUUUGUCACUGUAUGACCAAAAUGAAUGUUGCAACUUUAGAGAUGCUGGCUUUGCUUGUAAUUUUUGUAGGAAAUGUACCUGGAGAGAGGUUUGAGGUUUUCCCAGCAUAUUUCCUGGUCCAGUGAAGGCUUGGGAAGGGAGGAGCUUCUGAGGAAUGUUAAGGGGGAUUGGAAUCAUGUGGAGUGGGAAAAAGGUUUAUUACUUUUGCACACAAAGGAGAGACAGCCUCCUUACAAAUCUACCACAGAUGUACGUAUUGUCAGCCUACUCACUGUGCUGGCAGUCCAGGUUUCACAGGCCCCUUUCCAGUGAAGGGAAAGGUCUGAAAAAACAUACUAAUUCAUACUGGUUGCUAUUCCUUUAACAUUAAUGCAGAAGAAGCUUUCAGACAAGAACAAAAGAAAGUCUGUGAGAAAAAUGACCUUUGACAUUCUCACUGGUAACAUCAGACUUUCCGUGGUGAGACACAAACAGCUCUUCUUUUUCUUUUUUUAAAGGAACCCUCUUUAAUCUUAUUUGUAUAAGUUAAUGGAAAUGUGAAGUUUAAAUACAAACAUGUAAGUACAUUUGCAAUUAGCAUGCAACAAUAUUUCUCCCACUUAAAGUAUUUAAUACGGAUUCUUUAUUAAUGCAGAUUGCAUACAGAUUUAAAAAGAGAAUAGCUGAAUGCAAAUGCUUGCAAAGUUGGCACUGUGGCCAUCUUUAAAGGUGAGCUCUCUGAAAGCACACCAAUGAACACCAGUCCUCGAAGACACGCCCCUUACUUAAUGAAUCUACUUAAAUUAAAGCCCUGAACACACACGUGUGUCUAAAAACACACUGAUUCCAGUUACGAUGAUAAGCGGUCUCAUAUAUUUUAUUUUAUGCACAACGUGCUGCAUCGGUGUGUGUGCGUUUGUGUAAAGUAUUAUGAUAUGUGAAAAUCAAUAACGCAAAUGUAAUUGAGAAUAAAGGAAGCUCAUAUUUUUGAUUCUAUAAUCUUAUUCUAUAAUAUUGUAACUGUUGUCUGUGAGUGACCAUAGUAGGUACUGUACGUGUAAAAAAUAAAACUAUUUUGUUCAAA